AUGACUUGGCGACUACAGCUAUUCUUUAUUUUGAAUUUAUGUUCAAUAACUUUGGCUUGGGAUCUCUGUCCAUUUAACGAUGGAUCAUUUAAUAAAACCAUAGACAAUAAUACGAUUAUUCAAGCUGAAUGCAUGUAUUUGACAAGUCCACUUGAAUGGAAUGAAUUCAAUCCAAAUACUUUCGAUGGUUUCUACUACAAUUCAACAAAGUCCAUUCCCGUGACUGAUCUACAUAUGAAACGUUUAUUUUUGUCUAAUUUCCCACCAAGAAAUACUUCCACUAUCAAACACAUCAUCAAUUAUUGGCUUUCAAAUGGUGGUGGUGGUUCUCAAUAUGGAAUGGAAACAUUUGGUAUAUCAAUGCUGAAACAAAUUGUUAAAAAUAAUUAUCAUCAAACAUAUCCUCAGACACAUCCAAUAAUGUAUCUUUUUCAAUAUCGAGGAGCAGGAUUGAGUAAACCAUCGAUUCAUUGUUAUACUGCGACAACGUGGAUUGAUUGUGCCAAAGAAUUAAUUCAAACAACUGUACCCACUUCUGUCAAUGAAUCGUUAAGAAUAAUCAAUGCUAUGACAAAUCAAAAUAUUGCACAAGAUUUACAAUAUCAAAUUCAAUAUUCUAUUAAUGAAUCACAAUCAAUAUCUCCAACAUCUACGUAUAUCUAUGGAUUAAGUCAAGGUAUUAAUUGA
Molecule: messenger RNA, 687 nt
Organism: Rotaria sp. Silwood2
Lineage: Eukaryota; Metazoa; Rotifera; Eurotatoria; Philodinida; Philodinidae
Source: the annotation of a GenBank genome assembly